AUGUCAAUACAAAAUCCUAAAGAUAUAAUCAGGCUUUAAUUUGAAUAUCAAAACUUAAUUAGUAAAUAUUAAAUGUUAGAAUAAUUAUGUAAAAAGUAAGCAACUGAAUUACUUUAAUUAAAAAAGCAAAAUGAACAUGCUAAAAUUAAUGCAGAAAAUUAAGAAUGUGGAAAAUGUAAGAAAUUAUAGUUUUAAAUCGAUUAAUAAAAAUAAGAAAUUUAAGAAUAGAAAAAGGAAAUGCAUCAAUUUUAAAAUACAUUGAAUUAAAAGAAAAUUCAAUUUGAUGAAUUUCGAGAAUAAGUUUAAAGUGAAAUGUAGAAUAGAAUUAAAUAAUUUGAGAAUUUAAAUUAAGAAACUCUUGAACGUUUAGAUAGAGUUCAAAAAGAUAAUUCGCUUUUUGAAAUUUUAUUAAGAGAAAGAGAUUUAAGAAUAGAAUAAUUAAACUAGGUUAUAUAUAAUUAAGAAAAAGAACUAUAACAAGAAAGUUAAGAAGAUAAUACUUGGAAAAAGAAAUUUAUAACAAUAAAUAAAGAUUAUCAUAAACUCUUAUCUGAAUACAAUUCCAUAAAAGCUGAUUUGGAUGCUAUGUAUGUGAGUUAAAGUAAAUGA
Messenger RNA from Paramecium sonneborni, 609 nucleotides. The record is from the annotation of a GenBank genome assembly. Lineage: Eukaryota; Ciliophora; Oligohymenophorea; Peniculida; Parameciidae.